CUUCUGAUUUAGAUUGAAAUGUCAACAAAGGGAGAGGGAUUAAAUGUUCUGAAUGGAGAGAGGAAACGCUUUCAAACCAAAACAAGAUCUUAUCCCAUGUCUAUGUUAAGGUUAUGUUAAAGUUACUCCAUUGAUGCAGAAUAUUGCACAAAAAAUACUGGACAUACAAGUGCAAAUCUUGUAUUUCCAAAACAUGUUAUAUUUGCUGGCACAUUCUGACUGGUUCGUGUAAGGAUAUCACUCACAUUUCAAUUACACUGUCACUCUAAUCUGAUGUUCUGAAGCCAAUCUUCACUAUGGCUCCCCUCAGGCUACUCUGAGCUUAGCAGACACAAGCUGUUUCUAUUCAGCCUGUUGGCCUCUGUAAGAGGAAGAGAAUACAGUAGCUGUGGCCAAAAUGAGGAUGUCACCAUCACUUUCAAGUGAGAACCUUGUUAAGUCUCACGGCUCACAGCUAUUAUCCCGAUUAUCUUAAAAAUCGAUUCAGCAGCGACACACAUGAGAUGACAGGGAUCAAAGAGAAGGCAAGCAGGGAAGAAAGAAAGGACAGAUUCUCAGUCUCAACUUCCUCCAAGCUGAAUUACCUGCGCUUCAGGCGUAUGGUUGGGGGCACCCUGGCCCCUCAUGUCCCCUGGCAGGCCAUGGUCUACCUGAGUGAAAACGUCAUGAACGGGGGCUUCGCUGGGGGAGCUCUAAUCUCUGACCGCUGGGUCCUGACCGCUGGCAGGAACUUGUUUGUCAGAAAGAGUAGGCAGGACACCCAGGGGAAAGAACCAAUCAUCCCCAAGGUGUACCUAGGCAUCACGCGACGCUCCCAAGCCAAUGCUUCCAAAGAAGUUGCUGUUGAAAAGGUGGUUCUGCACCCAGGCUUCCAGAACGUGUCAGACUGGGACAACGACCUGGCUCUGAUUCAGCUGAAGCGGCCAUUCACCCUGAGCGAGGAUGUGAUGCCCAUCCCUCUGCCUGAGAGGGGUGAGGACCUGGCUGAGGCAGCCCAGAAGAAAGGCAUCAUCACAGGCUGGGGCUUGGGGGUCCACUUCACCCCCGCUGAGUCACUGAAACACCUGGUGUUGCCUGUGGUAUCGCACGGCUUCUGUAAAGCAGAGUACAACCCCAGUGGCCAAGUGCUGAGCAGGACUCCUACCAUAGACGACAACAUGUUCUGUACUGGAGCCAGCAAGUACCAGGAGAAUGUGUGCUUUGGGGAUGCAGGCGGUGCCCUGGCAGUCCAGGACCCCAAAGAGGGCAGAGUGUAUGCUGCAGGGAUCCUGUCCUUCGAUAAGGCCUGUGCCGUGGAGAAAUACGCUGUCUACAUGAAGCUCUCUGCCUACAUGCCUUGGAUCAACAGUGUCCUCAGGGGCGACAGUGAGACAUCAGCCAGUCUCCGCUCCAGUGUAAUGUCUGACAUGUAUUCGAGGCAGUUGUAGCCUCCACUCAGCACAGUUUCAGAUAUGAGAGCCGGGGCUCAUAAUCUCCAUUAUGCCUUUGCAAACAAAGUCAUUCUCUGCCUUGAUCUUGUAAAACUCUCUCAAGUUAUGACUUUCUUUGAGUGUGUGUCCUCGCCUGAUUGAGUAUGUCUUCCGAUGUUGAUUUCAAAGGAUUUUCAAUAAAUUCAUCUCUCU
Molecule: messenger RNA, 1622 nt
Organism: Oncorhynchus nerka (sockeye salmon)
Lineage: Eukaryota; Metazoa; Chordata; Actinopteri; Salmoniformes; Salmonidae
Product: haptoglobin-like
Exons: 3
Coding region: 504-1427 (307 amino acids)
Biological process (GO): proteolysis
Molecular function (GO): serine-type endopeptidase activity
Source: RefSeq, a predicted model, not a curated record